CAUGGAUGUUGUGUGUGUCUUACGCUAGCAUAGUACUCUGCAAGGCAAUUUUAGUUGUCCGUUACCAUAAAUAGCUACGCCAUUAGCUGGCUACAUCCACAAAGCCGAAUUUGUACCAACAGUAGUAGUGAGUAGUACAUGUUUUUUUUUCUCCAUAUGCUUUGUAUGCCAAGAUAUUUUAUAGUGAAUAUUGAAAAGUCAAUUUAAAAAGCACAGUAUUUCAAGCUGAAAUUUGGGCUUGGAGAGAAGUGAAAAGUAGCUUGAAAAUUAAAAAGCGCUAGUAACAUGUAUUCAGGUACAGCAAUCCACUUGAGUAGCUAAGUUGCUGUUGAAUUGUGUAACAUUGAGAGGGGUCUUCUAUUAAUUUAUAUCAGAGACACUUAAGAAUUCAUGAGCAUCACAAAGAACAGCCACCAGGGUGUUUGCUGUACAAAGCUGAAUCCAUACUUCUUUGGACAUGAUCUCAAAUCGUAUUUGUGCCUUAACAUAACCAAACCUCAUAUAUCAGAAGCAGUUUGAAAGUUUGAAAAGGCCCUGACAGAUGAGGAUCUGUACAAGCAGCAUAUGUUGUUGUUUAAUUUGGAGGGCUUGUUGUGCUGAAAUGAAUGAUGUUUAUGGGCUCUGACAGUGGAGCAGGCAUGGGAUAAACAUUUGCAUACUCUUUCCAACAGUCAAAUGGACUACUACUGAGUGGAAUAGAUGACACACUCCUGCACUCGCCUAUCUGUUUGAGCUCUGCUGUUGCUAAAUGAAUCUCCACAGAAAUGUUCCAAUGUUGUCCGCUCUGUUGGAGGAGGUUGACUGUUAUUUGGCCCGGUUAGUUGCUGCACAGUUUUUGUGUGUUGUGUUCAGAUAACUGCCAGGGUCACUGUAGGUAAAUCACUUAGACUUACUGUACUUGUUGGAGCACCUGCAACUUACAUUUAUCUUCUUAUUUGGCUGAUUGUAUAGUGGACACAAGCAUUGACACAAAUGGCAGAAAAAUGGUGGAAAAAAGAAUAAUAAACAAUAAUGUUCUAUCACCUGUGGAGAAGGGACCACUAACAAGAGCACAGAAAGGAAGUAACUCUUCUGUACUCAUGUGAACCUGUAAUAUAAGAAAUCACUGGGUGCUUCUCAGGGGCUGACAGGAAAGCAGAUGGAAAAUUAAUGAACAUUUGACUCCAUGCGUCUUUUUGCUUUUCUGUCAGGUGAAACUACAGAAUAGAAAGGGAACAGUACUCUGUGCCCUUCCAGUAAUGCACACGAAAUGUCUGGAUGCAAGGGAAAGAAGUUGAUACAUCACAUUUUAUUAGCUGAAACCAUAAAAUGUUUUUUCAUGGAAAGUAUCUCAAUUGAUAAAUCAGGCAUCAAGUCAAUUGGUCAGUUUAUCCUAGUGAUAACCGAUUAAUCAACUAAUCAAUAAAAUAUUUUUUAUAGGGAAGAUAACUCUGGUUGUUAUUAAAGAUGUAGAAUAGUAAAAACAUACAUGGAAGAUACAUGGAAGAUACAUACCCUCUAACAUGUGGAAACCCAACUCAGAACUUUCUCUCAAGUUCAACAAAGUUCAAAUGUCAUUAGGAAGUUUCUGUCUUAUUAGGGAAAACGAGAGAUUUAGUUAAUUUGAGCUCAUACAAGUUCAUCAGAAUUGUGCAAAACAUACUAUCUCCCUUGGUCUGGGAAGUAAACCCACACAGAAAAGGUGAGGCGGAUGCUCAGUUUUGGACUUGGCCAGAACAAGCAAGUUGUAAUGCGUACAUAAGCCAGACAUCGUGAGCGAUGACGGCAUAUUCAAAAUACCUCAUCACUUUGGGAUUGCUCUCUUACAGUCAGACAUUAAGCGCAGAUGCCAGUGGUGUCCUUCAGACUAAACAACCAGAGUAAUGAACGUGUUGUUUGGUUUCAUAGAACUUAGUGCAGCUUUGACCCCAUGGGGGAUUGGAGGCAUUGUGAGCAUGAUUCAGGAUGUGCUCAGAGAGUUUAUUUUAUGAAAUUUAUGUGUCCAUAUUUCCUUCAGACUCCACUGUGUAUUUUCUGUUUUUUGUUGAGGGUAAAGGUCAGCUGAUAGACAUGAAUAGGGCUCGACCACAGAUGUUUAACUGGCCUUGUUGGAGUCUUUUAAGUGAAGGAGAGUUUUGGGUGAAGUAAUGCUUAAUUGUUUAAGACUCUCUUAUAUGAAAUGAAUGGAAGAUUUUGUUAAGGGCUGGAACAAACAAUAUUGAUUAUCAAUUAGAAUAAAAAAAUAAUUGAAAUGAGCUUUCCGUCAUCUAAAUCAAAAGCAGAGUUGCAAUGCUUGUAUUACAUUUUUAAUAAAUUAUUAAACUGAAAUGUAAUCAAGAGUUGUUCUUACUAAUAGAUGUAGCAAUAAGUGGACACAUGGUAUGGAAAAAAGUGAUAGCUACAGUAGAAUUUGGUUUUGAUCUUGGUGAAUGACUCAUUGCCUUGGAUUCAAACAUUACAUCAAAAAUUGAAUCAAAGACCAACAGAGGGAGCGCUUUUAUUGAACUGAUCAGUGGAAGCACAGAAAUAUCAUGCACUAAAUUGUGGCACAAAUCUAAAAAUGCACAUUACAUUUUUAUUUUAGAAUUCUUGGGUUAGAUUGAAACUAAGUUUUUAUUUUAUUAUAUAUAUAUUUUUUUAUAACAUAAAAGUAUUUUUUUUAUGCCAAGAAAUCAAUUUAAUGUGUCCUGAAAAGAGCUGGUAAACUAUGGGAUUUUAAUGUGAGGUGGCUCGAGGCACAGUUGUCCCUCUGUUUAAUUUCUUGUGGCUUUGUUGGCCAGUUUGUUGAUUUUAUGUGGAAGCACUGGGACGUUUCCACUGAUGAUAGAAAGCAGGCAUGUUUCGGCUACCAUGUCACUGCCUCUUCUUUUUUUCACCCAGGAUUCAGCUCAGUCAGGAGUUGGGUAACUCAACUCAAAGUCAUGUAUACAGUAGCAACAGCUGAAGUGUGAUGUCACCAUUUUAAAGACUUGAGGUGGCCUGCAGUAAGAAACAGUGUUUUUUUGUUUUUUUAGGUGAUGUGUUGGUUGUAAAAAGUAACUUACCAGAGACAGACUUAACAGUUUUAGUCAUGGCAUGUCGGUCUGCUGUUCUGGCUUUUGGUCAGCUAGUCCGUUCAAGACUUUUCCAGACUGAAACAUUUCAGUAACUAUUGGAUGGAUUACCAAGUAGUUUCGUAUACAAUGUAUACAUAAUUGUUGCCUAGAGGAUGAUAUUUAGUGAACCCUUUACCUUACAUCUAGCGCAAUCAUCAGAUCAAAAUUAGUCUAGUAACAAAUCUGACUUAAUACCUGAUUUCCAUCAGCCUCAGCUGUACUUUGUUGGCCCAGCCAACAUACCAGGUAGCUGAUAUUGGCAUACCACAGAUAAAUUGGUAUCGGGUCAUGCAGAAACUUGUUUAUCAGAGAUUAUAGUGCAGAAAAGGAUGCUUGGGGUAAUUUAUAAGCGUUAAAUUCCUAGUUAACUAUAUCAGUGCACUGAGCAUUUAGCUCAAAGCCAUACAGAGCUGCUAGCAUGGCUGUAGAUUCUUAGCCUUGUUUUGUCAAACCAGUAGUGAAAGGCAUUGAUGAAGUACAGAAAAAUUAUAAAUUUGUGUUGACAGUAUUAAGUAUCCUCUGUAAUCUAAACAUUUACUUGUAGUGUCGUGGCUGACGUAUGCUGCCCUUGUCCCACUCAGAUUAAGACGUAGCUUCAUAACUGCUGUCAUAACGACAUGCCUGGUCUCGAAUGUUUGUUGGCAGUUGGUCAAAAGGGAUUAGAAGAAACACCUGCAGUUCCUCUGUUUAUUUAGUCCUCAUACUUUUUAAAGUCACAUCAACUUUAAAGUGAAGGACACUGUGUAGCUGCCAAGAAUCACUGCAUUCAAGUUAAAAUGGCCUGAACUUGUCUCACAAUCAGAUUACAGUGAAGCCCUUUGGACAUUAAUGUGUCUAGAGAAAUUCAGCAAAAGCAUUCAUGGCCAAGGGAGAAGGUAAUAUGCUGGCAGUUCAGAGUAGGAGAUAAAGCUGCAAACAAUUCCAAGUUUGCCAACAUGGUGAUCCCACGAAUUUUACAGCAGCCACAGUUUCCAUUUCCUGUUUCUGGAUGCUGUUUUAUGGCUUGAGCAUCAGCCAAAUGAGCUGUGUGUUUUGUAGCAUGAUGUAAAACAAGGAAGAAUCCUGUUGUGCUAUUUCUGUAUGUCUAAAAGCAACCAGUACUCUGGUUUUUAUUGAACUUUUUCUGUAAUUUACUGACCACACGAUUCAUUUUCUUGAGGAAAAUGGUUAUUUGACGAUUAUUAGUUGCAGCUAUGUGGAAAAGAAACUUUAAUUGGUAUUAGUAUUUUAAAACAAUGCCAUUUACAUUACAUUACAUUACAUUUCCCCCUCAAAUUGGACUCCCUUCUUGAUACAAAACUCAUUUCUGUUGGACCGGACCGUCAGGCAAAAAUAAAGUGAAAGCAUCCAGAAACAAAUAUAGCUAACCAUAAACCUACUCUGAGAAAUGGCCAACUCACCCAUGCAUUUUAGUUGUACUGCUACCGUAGGUAAUUGUUAUCAGACCUGAUUUAGACCUUGUAUCUUUGUACCUUUUUCCAAGCUUUUUUUAAUCUCUUCCAGAAUUACCGUGCACCCACAUUCUUUUCACCAUCUACCACAGAAGAGCAUUUCAUAAACCUACAGCUGUUUAUUGCCAUGUUAUUUCUAGUACUCAAGAGAUAUUUUCACAAUCCUACACACUUCAGGAUGCUUACACAGGCCGAAGCACAUUAGAUCAUUUUUAUCCUUUGGAAUGUUUACACAUGUUUUCUGAUGACCAGUGUUUGAGCCACUGCUGGACAAGAGUAACUACUGAACUCUUGGGAAUGCAAACCAUUUAAAACUUAAGAUUUUACUGAAGCUAACCUGCUAUGGUCUACUCUUAAGUCUUAAGUCUUAAGUUUAAAUAAGAUCACUCACCGUUGCUUACCGUUGCCUGCCAGUACCAGCAGGGAUUAACAGUUUUUGUAAAUUAUACAAUUCUGAAGCUGAUGCAGAGGGAAGAGCAACUAAGUACUUUCAUCUGAAUUACAGAACUUCAGUGUAAUAUUCACUUACUUGUCAUUUACUUGAAUAUUUGGGGUGGCUGAUAUGAACUUAAAUUUACAUUUACAUUGUGGUUUUGGUGAUUGUAUUAUGUCAUCUUUAAUACAUAAUUAAAAGGAACACGCCAUUAAAACAUGAUUUUAGCUCUUUCACUCUAUUGGAAAUGUAAGGGAGCAUAUCUUAAGAUAGAAAGAAAAAGAUAUAUAAAAUGCUUUGUUUACCUUCUGUGCUUAGUUUCCUUAAAUUGGUACUGCAGUUGAAAACAGUAUGUACUGGAUAUAACUGCAGUGGUAUGAGCCCUAUUAGCCUUUUAACGGCUCAUAAUUGUAUUGCACAUUAUUUUAUUAUGCUAAGACUUUAUGAUGGUAAUAAUGGUUUUGCAAUAUCCAAUCAUUUUAAUGUGAUAAUGCCUUUAACUUGUGCUGUAUUGAAUAUUUUUUUACUGUGGCAUUUCUACUCUGAUCAUCAUCAUAGAGAUCAGGAGCUACGAGUGACGCAGAACAUAAAAAAAAAACCUUGACUAUGAUUGGACCCUCCAGUCAGACAAAGGUUUAAUAUCUUUAUACAGAACGGAAUCAUGUUCUUGUAUGUUCUUCUAAACAUGUCCCACACUGACUGACUAAAUGCUGGUUAGCAGUGAAAUUAGGUCACUCCCCGGGGUCUUGUCAAUACAUAAUUAAAAAGGCAGGACACAGACUCACUUCCCAUGCAGUUUCUGCAUGUAUGAACCACUGUGGUGUGUCAGAGGCUGUGCUGCAGUGUAGAACAGUUAAUGAUGUCUUCUGUUUAAAACAUUACAUUUAUCUUUGGGAAAGAGGACAUUAUGAAUCUUGGUAAGACAUGUAACAACUUGUAUUUUUGCCAUAAAAUCCAAUACAUCCAGUUAAUCAUAUGACUAGAACUAUAAAAGCUGAGUAGUGAAAGGCCGGCUUGUGUUUCACAGACAGUCUGAUGUCAGUGGCUCCACUGUUGAGAGCGAGGAGUUUGCAUGACCAGCGGGUAACUCAUCCUCUGAUUCAUCCCCCACCUGGACAUCAGUGACCUCAUUUAUUAAAUUCUCUGUCUUGCUGUAAAACUUAAAAAUAGAUUUGCGUGUUAAACUUGACUUUGGUUGUUUCACACUUCAUACGCGGAUAUUUUUAUCUGGGAUUACACAAACUGUAUCCAAACCAACAAACCACAAAUGACAAAUCAAAAAAUACUGAUUAAAAUGGCCUUGUAGUUGAAACAUACUAUACAAAUAAAAAGCUUGGCCUGCCUUCCUAAAUGCUCAAAAUUUGUAGUAAAGGAAAUGCUCUAAAGGUAUGUAGAUGGCACAAACAGUAUCCUGUUCCUAAUUUUGGUUAGUUCUGAUUGGUCAACCAAUUUGAAUCGCUGAACUUUUCUGGAAUAUUUUGUGGUGAUUUCAAGGUCUGUAAUGAGGCUAACAGUAUUACACAGAUUUGUUUUAUAUUAACUAGUUAUUAUUGGUUGAAUAUUUUUAAGUGUGCACGUGUUCUGGUAGUAGAUUUCCACUGGUGCAUGACUCCACCUCGUGACUCAUCUGCCCUGACUCAAGUGAACCUAUUGACACUAUGUGCCUGUUUCCUCUCUCCACUCAUGCAGUCAUCCGCCAACUAAUGUGGUAACUAAUGCUGAAUGAAAUGAGCCUCUAAUCAAUGUGUUAGACUGUGCUGAAUCAGAUAACAGACAAUAGUAGAUAUGAUUGGCUUUAAAAUGAUUGACAUUCUACCAUAGUAAGCUAGUACAAGAAUCCAGGAAUAAAUGAAAUUCAUUAGUUUUACAUCACAAAAAGUCAUGAGUUAGUAUCUUUUGAUGGAUUUAUAUAUUGCUUUAUCAUCCAUGUUGUUAUCUCCAAAAUAGCAGUCAUCCAUUCAAAUAAACAAGCCUCAAGGGCAGAGGUGUGUUUUAUUGGCGUUCUUGGAUCAGGAAGCCCUGUUCAACAACUUCAUGACAAAAUCUGAGAUGUUCCAGGGCCUCCUGGGGCCUUGUUCUUUUUGGAAGGACUCCUGGAGAAAAGAGAAGAAUGUUUAUAGUUUAAGCUUUUAUAUCCAUUACACAAUUAAUGAGGUUGCCACAGGACAUCCUGACAGAGAUAUUGGAUAUUGGUAGCCUGAUAAAUAUCCACAGUGGGUUAGAAUACCUUAUAUCCAGUUCCUGCAGUAGACAAAUGGUUCAAAUUAGUACAUAUAAACAAUAUGAUUUCUUCAGUAGGAGAAUUUGUUAUAACUGGGCAGUGUUUUAAAGAUUUAAAAACUGUGCUUGAUCAACCAGCUGGGAAAGUUGCAAGCAAUCACUGAUUGGAUGAUAUCCACUCACUUGCACACUUUUUUGACUGCAGCGCUUCUCUAAGAAAUGACUUAUAACUGAUCUAUAAAGCAUCAACUGUUUACAUAUCAUUAAUUAAGCUAUUAGUUACUACCUACAGCCUUUUUAUAUAUGCUAGCCUUAUAAGAGAGCAGUGUCAUUUAAAAAAAAAAUCAAAGUAAAAGGAAACUAUCCAGCAGACCAUCAGAUCUUGACCUAAACUGUUGUGUCUCAGCUUCCUCACAACAACCUGAUUCAUCGCGUUGUUGUAUCCUGAUGUCGAUUUUUGGCCUUGGUUUUUGUUAACUUGCUUACACUUUGUCUUUGUCUGCCUGAGUCUAAAGCCUUUUGAAAGUAGAAGUCUGGUGUUGCCUUUAAAGUUAUAAAUUACGCUUGUUAUUUUCAGUGCCAAAAUUCACAUCUGCAGCACAAUACCAAUGAAUCCUGCAUGUGGAAUUAGAAAUCUCUGCUACUGAUGGCAUCCAUCCAUGAAUGACUUGUUUAAACAGUGCAGAGGUCACCUGGUACAAUAUUGUUAAUUUCAUCCAAAUCAUGCAACAAUAUUAUUGUUUGUACAUUUACUGAUUAGCCAAAAAUGCACAGAAAGAAAACUCUUGUCAGCUUUUGAAACAUUUGUACUCAUGCUAUUCAAGGUUUCCCUGGAAACCAAAUAUUUAAAGAUGGAAACAUCAGGCCACAGGGAUUUUUGACAAGGGGUCAGAGAACUGUCUCCAUUACUUCAAAACACGUGAAAGUGAUCCUCCCAGCUGUAUGUAUGCUAAAACUUUAGCAUAAAUUGUGUAUUCUGUCUUUAGUGUUUCCAAGAAAGAAGGCAAAGCUGAUGACAACAUCACUCAAAUAACCAGUUUGGAUAUUUCCAUGGUUUUCUUCUCAGAGGGGAGAUCUUGAAGAACUUGGCAGCAGCAUUAAAUGAAGGCCUGUUGGACUCACGUUGCUGAAGUUACACAAUACUAAUGGACCACAUGCAUGCUGCCUUGCCAAAUACACGUAACAAGUGUGAAAUUGAAUCUAUAUAAAACGCUUUAACACCAAAUCAGAGGGAAAUUCCUUCUAUGUAAAAUAUUGUGUCAGGAAUGAACCCUACACCAUCAACGGAUUAACAAUAACAGUAACAACCAGGAUGAGGCAGAUCAUCAUCUUUGUCUUUUUUUUUUUUUUUUUUUUUUUUGUGGAAUCCCAUGCAGAAUGCAACUCCAGACCAUGCUCAUUAAAUAUAUGAAUCAGUCCAUCACUUGUACUUGAGCACAUAUAUAUUGUGAGACGUUUAUCCUUCAGUACUCCAGAGGGCAGUAUCUGAUUAAUCUGAGAAAAAAAAAAAAAAAAAGCCAGAAAAUAGUGAAAAGCGCACAUCAGAAUUUUCAAGAUGGAAGAAACCAAGAUGGAUUUUUAUAAAUUGUGAUGACUAAUUUCUUCUUGUUAAGCAAAUAGAUGAACCAUGUUUAGCUCUCAUAUCGUCCACACUUGUACAAGAAACGUAUUUCUGCUGUUAAAACAUAACUACCCUGAUGGCUGAUUGAGCUGUUGGGACACUCUGGGCCUUUCCAGUAUUAACUGCAGUGAUAAAGAAAUCAUUGGGAAGUAUGGUGGGCGUUAACACUGUAGACAUCUCAGUCUCAUGACUAAUGCAUGGGAACAAGGUUGAAAAUUGGCCAGUUGUUCCUUUUAGGAAUAUGAUGUCAACUGAUGACACUCAGAGGUAACAUUUAACACCCUCAGAUUCCUGCAGGGAGACAAAAACUGAUGAAAUAGUCCUGAUUUACUCGUCACCUCCCUGUCUCCUGAUAACCCCUGAGGAAGAAUAACAUCCAACACUGAAAGUUAAAGAAGGAAACUUUCAUUUUGGUCCUGGAAAUUACGUUAGUGUUAGCACUGGCAAAUGAGCAUAGAGGAUAUCCGAAAGUCUUUUGUUAGUGAGAACUAAUAUAAAUCAGCAGGCCAACGAUUUUUUUUUUCAAAGAAUUCCUCCAGGACAGCCUCCUGAGGACACAGAACAAAGACGCCAGAGAGUAUCCAUGUCAGGUUUACCUCUGACCUGCUAACAACUUGCACACAUUAUUACAAAGCUGAGUAUUUACAACAGAUUUAACGCAAGACCUCAUACAGCUGUAUUUUACUGCCUUCUCUCCAGGAGCACAAGAUUUAUGUUUUAAUGUUAUGCGGGUUGUAAUUUAACCCAGGGGUCAGCUGUUUUUUUUUUUUUCUGAAGCCACUAUUUUCUUCUGUUUUGUCAUCGUAAAGACAACUGAAGUUAACUGCAUGGUGUCUCUGUUUUGCUAGUAGGCACGGUCGUUAGAAUGUAGUUAGCUAUUUGUUAGAAUUCAGCAGGGAUCAAGGGGUCCUUCGUGGUGAUGAUAACAAUUCUUUUGUGUCUUAUGUCACUAUCAAUGACAUUAUCACUUAAUGCUUUAUAAUGAAAAUAAAAUGUCUGCAUUCUUUAAAACAAACUGAUUUCAUGUUAUGAAAACUAAAUGAUGCUUCAGUCUACAGCAAUCAAAUAAAUUUAUUGGUCCAGACAUGUUAUAUGUUUUAAUAAGCUGUGAGCGGCUUUUAUAUUGUGGUGUGCACCUAUGCCUAAUUAUUGUGAUAUGUUUUGUCAAAUAAUGAGAAUGUUUCAUGAUAUAGCAAAAUUAAGUGAUAUAAUACAUGUUUCUAAGUACAUUAAUAUAAAAUGCAGCUAUACUAAGAAAAUGCAAUCAAUGUUUAUUUGGUUAAAAAAAAGGACAGAAAAUAAAAAUGUUUUUGAAUGAGCAAAAAGUUCAAAAUGUGAUUACAUGCCUGCGAUUUCUUGCAUUGAUUUGUAAAUACCAUAAAAAAGAAACAUGGCAAGGACUUCUCUUUAUUUGACACAUUUCAGAUUUAAUAAAAUCAAUUGCUGUACUCCUGUGAAGGCAGUCAAAUGAAAGACAAGCCCUGAAGUAGGCUGGGACUAAUGCGUUCAUGUGCUUGUUUGACAGAGUGCAUAAAUCUGUCAAAAUACAAAGCCACGUAAAUGAAUUAAUCUUUCCAUAAGCACAUAGAGACAGUAGGUUACACAGCACCGCCAAUAAAAUUAGAAACGCUUGGUAGCAAAACUUCAGUCCAAGUGUAGGACAGCAGUGUUCAGACCGCUUUACCCAGACAAGCAUGCCAGCUCUAAUCCCUCUCUGUCUGGAAGCACUGACCUCUUUUGUUCAGUUGAUGGCUUAUUACCGGUAUUGAUUUUGGCUCCUUUAUUUUACAGACUUCCUGCAGGGAGCCAGAUGACCCAUGCACAUAUCAGCUACUGUUGGCCACCGACAAUUUGUUCCACUUAAGAUAAAUUGUUUACUUCUUUGUUUUUUUGCUUUUACAAAACAUCAGACAACAGACUGAAUGCUCCAUUGAAGGAUAGAACUUCUCUCUGUUACUAGAUGUGGAUUGAGCUCGUGUUUUUGCCUUUCUAUCAUCAGCUUGAUGACCUGGAAGAUUCUUCCUGAAGACUUGAAGUUCAUCUGUUGCAGUUUAAUCAGAGCUGAAGUGGACAAAACAACUUAUACUGAGCUGAACCUCAGCCCGAGCUGUGAGGAAAGAUAAGGAGCUGGCUGAGGGAGGGCUGACAGAGCUGCCACCUUGGUGGAGAGGCUGCAAGACAGAGCAGUGACACAACAGAGCAAAGCAUAAUUUUCUUGGCUUCAAUAAAUGCAUGAAGACCCGGAGGAGCACCUCAUCUUACCUGCACGAGUACAAGCUCAUUCAGACACUACCAAUCACAGAAUCUGGACAAAGUCCUCCACCGCAGAGAUGCAACCCCUUUAUAGAGGCACUGUAUAGUUGGCUUCCUCCCAGUCAUAGCAGCAGAGAACCUUCACCAUUAACCAGGAUUGGCCUUAGUUAGAGGUUCAAACAGAUAUUUCAUUAAAUCCACGUCCCACGACUAGCAUGGGUACAAGAAGCCUUCUAGGCUGCCUCCUCCUGACUGCGUUGCUCAGUUUAUCAAACGCUGGGCUCGUGAAGAAAAUCCUCCGGCAUCGACGACAGACUGCGGCUUUACCUGAAGAACACAACAUCACCCUCCCAAGUGCAGGCCAUCCUGUGGUUUUCAAUCACGUCUACAACAUCAAUGUUCCCGCCAGCUCCCUGUGCUCAGUGAACCUGGACUCUCCAGAUAGCAUGCAGCUGCAGCCCAAAGACGCAGCACUGUCGCCAGGCCAUCACGCCACUGAGCAUACCGUCGAUGGAGAGAACCAGAUAGUCUUCACCCACCGCAUCAACAUACCUCGGCAGGCCUGUGGCUGUACUGAAAACCUGCCAGGCAUCAAAGACCUCAUGAGCCGGUUGGAGAUGCUUGAAGGAGAAGUUUCAGCUUUGAGGGAUCACUGUAAUGGUGACAGGGCAUGUUGCAGUGCGCAGGUCACAGGUGAGGUGGGAACUAAGCCCUAUUGCAACGGUCAUGGAAACUACAGUUCUGAAACCUGUGGCUGCUUAUGUGAGCCUGGCUGGAAGGGACCCAACUGCACUGAACCGGAGUGUCCCAAUAACUGUCAGAACCGAGGUCGCUGUGUUGACGGAAAGUGUGUGUGCUUCAAGGGUUUCACCGGAGAAGACUGCACACUUGAAGUCUGCCCUGUGGACUGCGGAGCACACGGCCAGUGUGUGGGCAGUACCUGCAUCUGCUCAGAUGGUUUCUUCGGUGAAGACUGCUCUCAAUCCAAGUGCCUCAACAACUGCCUGGGCCGCGGCCGAUGUGAAGACGGAGAAUGCGUGUGUGAUGAACCCUGGACAGGCUUCGACUGCUCUGAACUCAUCUGCCCAAAAGACUGCUACGACCGGGGUCGCUGUGUGAAUGGCACCUGCUACUGUGAUGAGGGAUUCACUGGGGAGGACUGUGGAGGACGCACCUGUCCCAACAACUGCCACGGUAAUGGUUUCUGUGUAGAUGGCCAGUGCGACUGUCAUGCUGGCUUCGGUGGAAAAGACUGCUCUCAGCUCAAAUGCCUCAACGACUGUAAUGGCAGAGGUAAAUGCUACAACGGGUUGUGUAUCUGCCACAUAGGCUACCAGGGUGAAGACUGCAGUCAGUUAGCUUGUCUGAACAACUGCAACAACAGAGGCCAGUGCAUAAAUGGACAGUGUUCGUGCGAUGUUGGUUUCCAGGGAGACGACUGCGCAGAGCUUUCAUGUCCAAGCAACUGCCUGCACAGGGGGCGCUGUGUUAAUGGCCAGUGUGUGUGUGAGGAAGGCUUCGCUGGUGAGGACUGCAGCAUCAGGACCUGCCCCUCAAACUGCUAUGGCCGAGGUGACUGUGUUGCUGGACGUUGUGUGUGCCAUGCAGGCUUCACUGGCGAGGACUGUGGUGACCUGAGCUGCCCUAACAACUGCCAAAACCGCGGUCGAUGCAUCGAUGGGCAGUGUGUUUGUAACGAAGGCUUUGCUGGAGAAGACUGCAGUCAGAAGGCUUGUCCCAACGACUGCCUGGCCCGGGGUUACUGUGUCGAUGGCAAGUGCAACUGUCAGGAAGGAUACUCAGGAGACGACUGCUCUGUGCUCGCCUGUCCAGGGAACUGCAACAACAGGGGUCGCUGCCUCAAUGGAAGAUGCUUGUGUGAGAGUGGAUAUGAAGGAGAAAGCUGUGCAGAGUUGAGCUGUCUGAACAACUGCCAGGACAAAGGCCGCUGCGUGAAUGGUCAGUGCGUCUGUGACGAGGGCUACAUCGGAGAGGACUGCUCAGAAGUGUCUCCUCCAAAGGAUCUUACUGUUGGCGAGGUCACCAGUGAAACAGUGGACUUGUCCUGGAAGAACGAGAUGCUGGUUACAGAGUACCUUGUGACGUACGUGCCCACCAGUCCUGGCGGUCUUCUCCAGGAAUUCACUGUGUCGGGAGACAAAACUGCUGCCACUGUGAAAGAGCUUGAGCCUGGCAUCGAGUACAUGAUCAGUGUCUACGCUGUUUUGAGCAACAAGAGGAGUGUCCCUGUGAGCGCGAGGGUGGCCACAGAUCUUCCACAGCCAGAGGGAUUGAUAUUUAAAUCAGUGAGAGAGACAUCAGUGGAGGUGGUAUGGGACCAGCUGGACAUCUCCUUCGAUGGCUGGGAGAUCUAUUUCCGCAACACGAAAGAAGAAAAUGGAAAAGUCAUGAGCACCCUCCCAUCCUCCCAAAACCAGUUUCUCCAGUCAGGCCUUGGACCAGGCCAGGAAUAUGAAGUCUCCAUCAACAUCGUCAAGAACAACACCAGAGGACCCCAAACAUCCAAAAAAGUCACUACCAAGAUUGACGGCCCCCGGCAGGUGGAUGUGAAAGAUGUGACGGACUCUUCGGCUCUUGUUGGGUGGUCUCAGCCUGUGGCUCCUAUUGACAGAAUAACCAUGUUUUAUGGGCCAAGCUCCGACCCUUCAGAUGAAACCAGAGUGCAGAUUUUCCCACCGGACAAACAGUACAGCCUUGACGGUCUGAGACCAGACACUGAGUACAAGGUGUCGCUCAUCUCCAGGAAUGGAGACAUCAGAAGUGACCCAGUGAUGGCCACAUUCACUACAGCCCUGGAUGCUCCCACGGGCCUUCAGGCUGUGUCACAGACGGACGACAGCAUCACUCUGGAGUGGACAAACAGUCAGGCUGACGUUGGCAGCUAUCGGGUGAAAUACAGUCCCAUCUCUGGAGCGAUUCAUGGUGAGGAGCUGUUCCCACGAGGACGAGGACAGACCACAAGAGCUACCAUCACUGGGCUUAAGCCUGGGAUAGAAUAUGGAAUUGGUGUGACAGCCGUAAAGAACGAGAGAGAGAGCCUCCCUGCUACCACAAACGCAGCGACUGACAUCGAUCCUCCCACUGAUUUCAAAGACGUCGAGUCCACAGAGACGUCCCUCACCUUGAGAUGGGCCAAACCUCGGGCUAAAGUCGGCAGGUACAGGUUGGUGUACGUCUCCAAAGAUGGCCAGGUUGAGGAAGAGGAGAUCCCAGCCACAGCAACGAGCUUUGUCCUGCCCAACCUGACUCCUGGAAUGAGCUACAGCAUCACUUUGACUGCAGAGAGGGGGCUCAAGAGGAGCACACCUGUCACACUUUCUGCAACCACAGCCUCUUUCACAUUUUACUUAGCUGACUCAGACGACCGUGAGCUAACGACUCCUACAGGCUCGGAGGACAAUGUCAUUAGCUUUGUGUAUUUAGACCCCUCCGAGACCCAGUUUUCUGGGACGGAGCCUGAGGACGAGCUUGGAACGCUGACAGUCUCAGGCAUCACGCCUGAUGGAUUUGACCUCUCGUGGAAACUGAAGGCUCACAGUCUCUAUGAUAGUUUUGCAGUAAAAUAUAAAGACACUCAGCAGUUGUGGGAUGUGAGCGAGGUCCAACUUCCUGGAGAUGCCACUGGCUCUAGAAUCAAAGGCCUGAAGGCAUCGACAGAAUAUGAAAUAAAACUUUACGGAGUAACCAGUAGCCAGAGAUCUGCACUACUUGAAGCUGUUGCAGUCACAGCAGCAAAGCCUACCUCUCAAGAUGUACUUACGCUGAGCAUCAAGGAUUCGUCAUCAACCCCACAGUCUGCUCUGGAUACUGAAGCAGUACAAAACUCAGAUCUCUUCCAUCCUUUAAACACCGAGGCUCCUUCCACUUCUGAUACUGGUGUGAUGGGUUCUGGGUCUGAGCCUGGGGGCUCAACCCAUGACAUGUUGGGGAACCUCACAGUCAAUGUGUCUUCAACUAAUCUAAGCCUGGCUUGGCUGGCACCUGACGAGGCCUUUGAUAGCUUUGUGGUGGAGGUCAGUUCUCCGUCAGGGGCAGCUAAAGCUCAUGUGACCACAACACUACCGGGAAGCGCGAGGAAGGUUGAUAUAGAGGGUUUGUCCCCCUCGACACAGUAUAAUAUCACAUUACAAGGGCUGGUGGAAGGAAAACGAUCUUUGCCUGUCAAAGUUUUUGCUACUACAGAGGAGCUGAAGCCAGAGGUGACGAACCUCACCAUAUCUGACAUUACAUGGGACGGCUUCACUGCGUCCUGGAGCCCCUCUGGUGGGGAAUUUGACAGCUUUGUCAUUGAGGUAACAAACUUGGAGAAUUUCGCAGAGAGCCAGAACCUCACUCUGUCAGGAGGCGCUUUCAGCCUGGGCAUCUCCGGGCUCAAUCCCAACACCAGCUACAUGGUUGGCCUGUUUGGGAUGUAUCAGGGCUCCUUCCUUGAACCCGUGUACACUGACGCCACCACAGUGAAUCAGCCUGUGGUUGGCAAACUAUAUAUCUCAAACUUAACGUCAGAGAGCUUUUCAAUCCUCUGGAAUGGCACUGAAGGAGAAUUUGAUGGUUUUAUCCUGGAGAUAAUUGAUUCUGAUUGGCUGAUGGAGCCAAAGGAAUAUAACAUAUCCCACAAUGUAAAGUCCCAUGAUGUCACAGGGCUCAGGCCCAGCACUGACUAUGUAGCCUACCUCUAUGGGACAUACAAGGGAUCCCGAACAAAUGCUGUCAGUAUUGUUGCAUCAACAGCUGAAGAGCCUGAUUUGUCCAGGCUAGUUGUUUCUAACAUUACCUCAGACAGAUUUUCUCUGUCGUGGCGGACAGGAGAAAAGGCUUUUGAUAACUUUAUAGUAGAAGUCAGAGAGUCUGCUUUGCCCUCGCAGGCGAUGGGGCGCGCUCUGCCUGGAGACGUGCGCUCCACAGUCAUGGCUGGGCUAAAAGCGAGCACAAGCUACAACAUAAAGCUUUACGCCAGUGCUGGUGGCCAGAACACGCAGCCCUUAUUUGAUGUAGCUACAACAGAGGAUGUCCCACAGUUGGGGCCCAUAACCGCUUCAUCUGUGAGCCCACAUGAUCUCAGUUUGUCCUGGAGCACAGUGUCGGGCCACUUUGAUGGAUUUGUUAUCCGGGUCAGUGACCCUGAGCAGCAGUCUGAUACACUGGAGUUCAGACUGCCUGGUGAAGCCCGUAACAUUACCAUCUCUAACCUGAUGGAUGCCACAGGCUAUGAUAUUGAGCUGUAUGGUAUCUCUCACGGGCGCCACACUCCCUCUUUGUUAGCCCACGCUGUCACAGCUCCUUUGCCUAAAGUGGAAAACUUGACCAUUUCCAACAUAACCCCCUACGGCUUCCGCGUGUCGUGGGAGGUGAAGCAGCAGCUGCAGCAGCAGAAGGAAUUAGCCCCCUCUAGUGGCGGCUUCAGCCACUUUCACAUAGUGGUGACAGACUCUGGCUGGCUGCUGGAGCCUCAAGAGUUCACUGUGCCAGGAAACCAAAGUCAGCUGGACAUCUGGGGCCUCAUCACCGGCAUUGGCUAUGAGGUCAGACUGACCGGGGUGUCAGAGUCAGGGCUUCUCUCUCGGCCUCUCACUACAGUGGCUGUGACAGAGGCUGAGCCAGAAGUGGAGCAUCUCUUUGUCUCGGACAUCACAGCCGAUAGUUUCCGUCUGUCGUGGACUUCUGAUGAAGACAUCUUUGACAGAUUUGUGAUCAAAAUAAGGGACAGCAAAAGAUUAGCUCAUCCUCAAGAGCUCAGUGUGCGUGGAGACGAACGAACCAAGGUUUUAACUGGACUCAUGAGUGGCACUGAGUAUGAAAUCGAGCUUUACGGGGUCACACUGGACCAACGCUCCCAUUCGAUUACUGGGGUGGCUCAGACAGGCCUGAGCACUCCACGGGGACUUCACUUCUCUGAUGUGACUGACUCCUCAGCUGUGGUUCACUGGUCCAUGCCUCGCUCUCCUGUGGACAACUACAGAAUCACCUAUCUGCCCUUUGAAGGAGGAAGCCCGAUGACGGUGACCGUUGACGGUGGCGUGUUUGAGGCUCUACUCUCCAACAUGAUCCCCGGCAAAAUGUACCAAGUGACUGUGAGCUCUGUGAAGGGUUUGGAGGAAAGUGACCCCAGCACAGACACUGUAACCACAGCUUUGGACAGACCUCAGGGUCUGACUGCAGUCAAUGUCACGGACUCCUCAGCCCUGUUGCUGUGGCAACCGUCUGUGGCCACUGUCGAUGGCUACGUCAUUACAUACAGCGCAGAUUCGGUGUCCCCCAUGGUGAAGCAUGUUUCUGGGAACGUAGUGGAGUUCGAGAUGGGCUCCCUGGUUCCAGGAACUCACUACACAGUUGGAGUGCACGCUAUGAAAGAAGCUCUGAAGAGCGACUCUGCAGUUACUGAAUUCACCACUGACGUGGACCCUCCUCGUGAUCUCACAGCUGUUAACAUCCAGACCGACAGUGCGACUCUGACCUGGAAACCUCCGCAGGCUGCUGUCACUGGUUACACGCUCACCUUCUCCUCCGUGGAUGGUGUAAUCAGGGAAGUGGUGCUCAGCCCGACUGCGUCCUCCUAUAGCAUGGCUCCACUGACUGGCUCAACAGAAUACACCGUCAGACUGCAAGCCAUCGCUGGAGUCCAGAGGAGUCGUUUCGUCAGCACCGUCUUCACCACCAUUGGACAGUUGUACAGACGCCCUCGGGACUGUGCUCAGAUUUUACUGAACGGUGAGACGACCUCUGGUCUGUACACCAUCUACGUGGGAGGAGAGGAGAGCCAGCCCAUCCAGGUUUACUGUGACAUGACGACAGAUGGCGGGGGAUGGAUGGUUCUCCUCAGACGCCAGAAUGGAAAGCUGGAGUUUUACAGGAACUGGAAGAACUACACGGCUGGCUUCGGGAACAUGAAUAAUGAGUUCUGGCUGGGUCUAUCCAACCUCCAUAAAAUCACAAAUUCUGGACAUUACGAGCUGCGAGUGGACCUGAGGGACAAAGGGGAAUCAGCCUACGCUCAGUACGACAAGUUUACGAUCGCAGAGCCCAGAACACGCUAUAAACUCUACAUAGGAGCAUACAGCGGAACAGCAGGUGAUUCCAUGACUUACCACCAGGGUCGACCCUUCUCCACCUACGACAACGAUAACGAUAUCGCUGUCACCAACUGCGCCUUGUCCUACAAGGGAGCCUUCUGGUAUAAAAACUGUCAUCGUGUCAACCUCAUGGGGAAAUACGGAGACACAAGUCACAGUAAGGGGAUCAACUGGUUCCACUGGAAGGGCCACGAACACUCAAUUGAAUUUGCAGAGAUGAAGAUCAGGCCGGCCAACUUCAGAAAUUUUGAGAACAGAAGAAAGCGAUCAUAGACUGGUGAACUCCGCCCCGUCUUCGCCUCGUCUCCACCUCCCACCGAGCCUCGUCAUGAACUCCCGCGUUCCCCCGUCCUUGAAUCAUUCUCUAAAUUACACACAAACACAAGACAAUCACACCGAAUGUCAUUCAGUUCUGAUAACAUCACACCAAAGACUCAAACAGUUAGCCGUUUUUAUUGUGUAGCCAUCCCAAUUUGGCAACUUUGGUUCAUUAUAUUUCUGCGUUCCAAGAGAAAAACAGUGAAGACUUUCAGCGUGAAUGGACACAAACCGCAACGACAGCAAACAUCUGUAAUCAUGAGAAUUAAAUGUAAAAUUGUGUAAAUGAUCCACUGAAUCAGAAACAUGUCAAAGGCACAUAGUCAGAAGGCGUCACAUCCCCUGAAGUUGUUCAGUGUCAUCAACAAGGAUACUUUGAAUAAAACGAUUCACCCUAAAGAAUAAAAUGUCAUUUAUAUUUACUGUACGGCCAAGAGACCAGUCACAUUUUGAGGCCACUGAUACCAUUGACUUCAUAUUUAAAUGUUGCUUUACUUAUUUUAAUAGUAAAAAAGGAUCUGAUGCUCUGCAACCUUUAAAACAAAUAAAAACAUUAGUUUGAUAAAA
Messenger RNA from Acanthopagrus latus (yellowfin seabream), 19028 nucleotides. RefSeq names its product tenascin. The transcript is spliced from 31 exons. Lineage: Eukaryota; Metazoa; Chordata; Actinopteri; Spariformes; Sparidae. Gene Ontology annotation, molecular function: protein binding. Bases 11268 to 18416 code for a protein of 2382 amino acids. The record is from RefSeq and is a predicted model, not a curated record.